UAUUUCAAAACGAAUGCGAAUUGUUGAAGUACGGAUGCAAUGUUGACGAGGCGAACGCUUACGGAUUAAUUAAUACGGAAUACUGUGAGCAAUUAUUUGGAACAGAUUACAAUAUAUCUGAUGAUUACAUGAAAAUUAGUGAAGGAAAUAUAAAUGCUCUCGUUGAAUUAAAAAAAGCAGAUCAAUGUGGUGUUAUAUGUGAUUAUACUGAGAAAAAAGAAAUAUGUGGAUUAAGGCAUGAUGGUAUUGGAUAUAAGAUAAGAUUAUUUAAAAAUAAUUGCGAAUUGACUAAGUACAAUUGCAACAAUGAUCUACCAUUUACAAUAACUGAUCUUUUUAUAUGUAAAGCUGAGUUUAAUAAUAGUAAAGAAGAUAUAAAAAGUAACAAAGCGUUUACCAAAAAUGUGUUUGAACUCAGCAAGACUAUAGCCGUUGGAGAAGAAAACCAAACCCAUAAGCAAAGUAGUGAAGUGAAUAAAGAAGGAAUCAAAGAAAGUUUGGUUGUAGUAAACAGUAAAAUGUUCGGACAAUACGAAAAUAUAAACGAUUCCAUAGAUACAUUCUUUGCUGCGUCGCACGUAUUUGAUUUGCCUUUAAAGGAAGUUCCUUUGAAUACUAGAAGGAAGUUGCUGAAAUAUGCGGGGCCGGUACAAGUAUUUGUACCCUGGAUUUCAAAGCCGGAAAACAUCAGCAACGAUACUUUUUACAGGCCAACUCUUUCUUCGUGCUACCAUAAGUGUCCUUUUAAAUGUCCAGACACCUACGCCCCGGUCUGCGGUGUCCCUGGUGUGGUAGCUCGAGAGCCGUCGCUAAUGUUCCAGAACCAUUGCUUCAUGGACGUGGCACAGUGCAAGAUGUUCUGGGAAAAUAAGAGCAGUACCUCACAUAGCUCCUCUUACGUGGAAUCCUCGUUCCUAUUCUGUAUGGGUGACGAGAUGAACGCGGUGUAUCGCUUUAUGCCCGCAAUCAGGACUCUGCAGCACAUGGGCCGUUUGAAGAAGAAGGGGAAAUUCAGGGCCAUACUGAAGAACUUCAGAUUUGUUAGCGAGUUCCGAUAUGGCCGUCCCAAGUUCAUGGGAAGGAAAUAG
Pararge aegeria (speckled wood butterfly) is the source of this 1088-nucleotide messenger RNA. RefSeq lists its product as uncharacterized. The coding region runs from base 129 to 1088 and encodes 319 amino acids. The record is from RefSeq and is a predicted model, not a curated record. The transcript has 4 exons. Lineage: Eukaryota; Metazoa; Arthropoda; Insecta; Lepidoptera; Nymphalidae. Gene Ontology annotation, molecular function: protein binding.